CGGGCUAACGUCGAAAUUGAGUGCUCAGUCGACAAACGGAGCUUGGCCGCGACACUUGGGGUAAGCGGAACGGUUAAGAGACAGCUGAAAAAACGGUGCGCGAAGCCGCCAGACAUGGUAGUCAGUCGAUAGUCGGCGAAAAGCAAAGAAAAAUACAAAAAAAAGAAAAGAAAAUUGCAACAUAUUAUCAAGCGCGCGCUCUCAAGGAGAAGUUGGUUAGAAGAGCAUUGAAUGCACAUUAGCAACGUCACACAGAGAGAGAUCGACCGAGAGAGAGAGAGGUAGAGAAGGAGAUUUAAAGAGAGCGAUAAACACACACAAAACCCACAAGAUGGCGGCCGUUGAAGUGCGCAAUGGUUAUAAGUAUUAUGGCUCCAAAUCGAAUCCCAAGAUUGUGCUCAACCAGCUGAACAUGAACGUCAUGCGUGGCUCCAUUUAUGGUCUUUUGGGCGCCUCGGGCUGCGGCAAGACCACACUGCUCUCCUGCAUUGUGGGUCAGCGUCGUCUCAACGGCGGCGAAGUAUCUGUGCUGGGCGUUAAGCCUGGAGAGCCGGGCAGCGGCGUGCCAGGCUCUCGAGUUGGCUUUAUGCCACAGGAAAUCGCCUUAGUCGAGGAGAUGACGGUCAAGGAAACGAUCUUUUACUUUGGACGCAUCUAUGGACUCACAGACGAGAAAAUACGGGAGAAGUUUAAGCUGCUCAAGGAGCUUCUCCAGCUGCCGCCAGCUCGACAGAUGAUCAAGGAAUGCAGCGGUGGACAGCAGAGACGUUUGUCCUUCGCCUGCGCCAUGAUACACGAUCCCGAGCUGUUGAUCCUGGACGAACCAACUGUCGGACUCGAUCCCAUGUUGCGCGAAAAAAUCUGGGACUUUUUGGUCGAAACAACUAGAAAUAGCAAAUUGGCUGUGAUUAUCACCACACAUUAUAUCGAGGAGGCCAAGCAGGCGAAUUGCAUCGGUCUUAUGCGCAAUGGCGUUCUGCUGGCCGAAGACACACCCACCAAUAUCAUGAUCAAAUUUGGCACACAAUCCAUUGAGGAUGCCUUUCUCAUACUCAGCCAGCGACAGGGCAAUGAGGAUGAGUUGGACCAGAUAAUGAAUCAUAACCGAAAUCAGGCGCUACCCACAGCAGUGCUACCAACUGAGGUUAUAGAUUCCCAUGAGCCAACGGCGGAGAAACCGCCCGUACAGUAUGAUGACUCAGUGAACGAGAAUCGCAAAAAGGUUUUCUUUACGACCAAAGGACGAAUCAAGGCGUUGAUGACGAAAAACUUUGUACAAUUGUUUAGACAACCCUCUGGCAUAAUUUUCAUGUUGCUUUUUCCCAUCAUUCAAUUAACCUGCUUUUAUCUGGCUAUUGGCAAAACACCGACGAAUCUCGAGCUGGGCGUCUACUCCGGCGAGGUGGAAAGCUACUCCGAGUGCUUCGAUGACAACCUACGGACCAUUUACACGGCAAACGAUAGCUGUCACUUUAAUAAGCUCUCCUGUCGAUACAUAAGGGAACUGGGUGACGAUGUCGCCACCAGAAAGUAUUAUGCAACCGAAGCGGCAGCUCUCGCGGAUGCAAAACGUACAGUUACCGUGGGCUACAUACACUUUGCGAAAAAUUUCAGCGAAUCUGUUUACGAACUAAUUGAGGAUGGCAUCCAUGCCAGCGACGGAGCUGUGGAUAAUGCCGAGCUAAGCGUACACAUCGAUAUGACAGAUCAACAAGUUGCCUACUUUAUGCAACGCAAACUGCGUGAUAAGUUUAGCAACUUCAUGAACAAUGUUGUCCAGGAAUGCAAUGUCUCUGCGGCUCUCGUUAAGCUCCCCGUACAAUUUGAGGAUCCCAUAUAUGGCAAUAUGGAAAUUGAGUUUCAGCAAUAUUGUGCACCCGGCGUGGUAAUGACGAUGGUAUUCUUUUUGGCCACUUUGAUGACGGCAGCUGUAUUCAUUUCGGAGCGCAUGGAUGGCAUUUGGGAUCGUACUUUGUUGGCCGGGGUAUCGGCCACCGAAAUGCUCUGGGCUCAUCUGUUAACUCAGUUGAUUAUCAUGGCUCUGCAAUCGUUUGAGGUCGUUAUGUACAUUGGCAUCGUCUUCGACACGUAUAACAAUGGAGAUACGACAACUUUGAUAGGAUUGCUAACGCUGACAGCCUUUUGUGGCAUGUUAUUUGGUCUCUUUAUUUCUGUAUUCUGUAAGUCUCACACGGAGGCUAAUUUUGUGGCAACUGGUGCUUUCUAUCCCAUGAUUAUUCUUUGCGGUCUGUUGUGGCCCUUGGAGAGCAUGCCGGGCUUUCUACAGGAUCUGGUAAUGGUCCUGCCCUUCACCAUACCCUCUAUAUCGGCACGAAAUGUCAUCGAGAAGGGCUGGAGUAUCACCCAUGAAAAGGUCUACAACGGAUUUCUCGUCAUGGCCGCCUGGACUAUAAUAUUCUUUGUGCUAUGCCUGAUAGGAAUUAGACGCAAGGCGUAGUGGGCUAUAUUCAUUACUGGGGGUCUUUCUAGGAGUAGUAGCGUAUUAGAAUUUCCCAAUAGGCGAUUUUAUCUAUGUAUAUUGUCAUAGUAUCUAUAUAAUUUAAUAAUUAUCGGAAGCAUAUCACUCGCAUUUCGUAGACUCUCAUCAAACUCAUCAUUCAUUGUUAGCCAGACUGCAUUGGAUUGACCACUGAUUUUAAGCAAAAUUGUACUUAAAAUAUGUACUAAACUGGUGCAACCCAAUGUCAAACUGUACUAAAAAUAUAUGGUCUAAAGGGUGUCUCACAGAUAUUUAUAAUACACAGCAAAACAUACGCAUUCAUCGAACGAUAAACGCUUCGUUUCAAAUUUAAGUAAUAAAGAACAUAUCCAUGAGCAUGUACUAAAUUUAGAACAUUUAUUAUACUCAGAUCUUGUGUAAAUAGACCAACAGAAAAAAUCGAGUAUUGUUAUAAAGCUCUUCAUUAAGAAUUCCUAAAUUGCAAAUCAUUUAACACAACAUUUCAAAGCAACCAAAAACAAAACUUAAUAAAUGUCUUUAAUGGAGUAUCGAAAUAAA
Molecule: messenger RNA, 3019 nt
Organism: Drosophila innubila
Lineage: Eukaryota; Metazoa; Arthropoda; Insecta; Diptera; Drosophilidae
Product: ABC transporter G family member 20
Exons: 10
Coding region: 332-2458 (708 amino acids)
Cellular component (GO): membrane
Molecular function (GO): ATP binding; ATP hydrolysis activity; ABC-type transporter activity
Source: RefSeq, a predicted model, not a curated record